AUGGCGUCAAAAGAACAGACAACAAAACUUAUUGGGGAUUAUCUCUUGGCUGGUUGGGUAUUAACAGAUAAAAUUUGUCAGACACCAAACUGCAAUGUUCCGUUGCUUCGUUCCAAAGACAGUGUCACCUGGUUUUGUGUGGAUUGUGACAAAAGACCCGGAGAACCGAAAGUUAAUGUGAAACAACAAACAACAAACGACUUGGAACUGAGCCAUGAUGUUCAAGACAUUUUGCUAAAAGCAGAAGAGGUCAAUAGACAAGGAAAGGAUUCGUUAAACUCGCAAUUUUCAUCAAUCGUUUCGACUCCCAUUUCAGAAGAAAUGAUCAGUGACGAACAAAGGUUACGAAGGGAACAAUCACAGCGUGCUUCACAUUCUAUUGGACGGUAUUUGUUAUCGGGAUGGGCUUUAAUUGAUGAAAUAUGUCCUAAUGGGUCGUGUUUUGCGGUACCAUUGGUUCGCGAUCGAAACAAGAGGAAAUAUUGCGUAAAUUGUCAGAAUUACUAUGUGAGCGAAUCGGAUUUGGAUCUCACAAAACACAAGAUCGUUCAGAGUGAUGUUUCGCAAUUAGAGUCGUUGUCGGUAGAGAACGAAUCAACUACAAAACAUGAACUCAAGCAUGGAAUUGGUGUUAAAGAGGUUGAGUCUACGUUGAAGUUUGAAAAUGCGAGGGAUAUUCAUGUAAGAGACCAACCGUUAUCAAGUGAAGCCAGAUUGAAAGGUACCAGAUUGGAUGAUACGUUGCAAGAAUCAAUUUCUUCGUUGUCAUCAACGCUUGGAAUGUUGAAUAGUUGUUUGGAGGCUACAACCAUGAUUUCGGAUGUCAAAGAGAUCUGUGAUGCGAUAAAGAGCUGUGCCCAAGCAUUGGAAGUUCUGGUAUCGUUAAAGCAAAAAAAAUCGUGA
Molecule: messenger RNA, 903 nt
Organism: Acaulospora morrowiae
Lineage: Eukaryota; Fungi; Glomeromycota; Glomeromycetes; Diversisporales; Acaulosporaceae
Source: the annotation of a GenBank genome assembly